UGUUGGUUUUUGAUUUCUACGUAAAAAUGGUAUAGCAGUGCAUGCAAUGCCAAGUAUGCAUAACAGAGCCUUUAGCCAACACAUAAACGAACAGUGCUAAACAUGGAAGUCUGUUGGAUUUUGAUUUCUGUGCUACGUAAAAUGAAAUGACAUUUCACACUUUGACAGUUCUAUUUAUUUUUCAUUCGUUCAAUUGGUUUCUGGCGCUAAUUUUGAUAUGAACAAAAUGAUGGAUGACGAGAAAUUAAUUGAUUUAGUGCGCUCCAAAGAAAUUUUAUACAAUAAAACAAUGACGGGCUACAGAUUGUCCGACAGAAAAGUGGCAGCUUGGACUGAAAUAGCACGGGAGCUUGGAAAGACAGGGGACCAGUGCAACAAGCGGUGGAUCUCACUGCGCGAGCGGUAUUCGAGGGAGCUACGGAAGAUGGAUGCUCCAUCAGGAAGUGGGGCGACAACUCAGGUAUAUUGGCCGCUGAUGGAUAGCUUGAGUUUUUUGAAACCUUUCGUAAAACCAAGACCAACUCGAUGUACCUUUAACGUAUUGGAGGAAAGCUCGUCCUCAUUGCCAUCGCCUGGAUCGCCGAUAUUGUUCCCGAUAGAAGAAGAGUUUCAAGAUGUUCCGGCUGGUGACCCAGUGGCAUCAACGCCACAAUCAUCAACAAAAUUGCCGAGAAAAAGGCAUAGGACAAAUGAUGCUGACGACGAAUUUAAAGAGGUGUGUCAGAUGUACAAAGAAGUACACAAAGAUCGGCAGAAUGAAAACAAGGCCGUACGUGCUUUUGGGGAGAUGAUAAUCGCCACGAUAAGCGAGAUGAGCGAUACCAAGCAAACAAAAGCAAUGCAAAUUAUAACUAAUACUGUUAUGGAGUUAAAACUCGAGCCCGAUUUCUAACGUGAAUCUUUUGUUUAAAUAUUUUUAUUUUGUCACUAAAGUUUUUGCAUCUUAUAAGUGUACAUCCGAGUACAUAUGUUGUAUGUAUAUGUAUUUUUGUAACAAAUAAGACUGAAUUCUUAAUUUUGAUUUGAUCACAAAUGUGUACCUGUGAAAACAGAAGUGCUUAAAAAUAUGUACAUACAUAGGUACAUUUGUAUACCUACAUGUAUAAUCAUCAACAAAUUAACAAGUUUGCGACAUUUGUCUACUUUGGGCUAUUUUCAUUUAAGGUUAAUAUAUAUAGUUAACCAUAUAAAAACUGGGGCGCGACAUUUUAGCAAGUUUUGGCUAUUUAUCUUUAGUUUAGUGUUUAAUGUUUAUUAUUUUGUUUGAAAGUCUA
Rhagoletis pomonella (apple maggot) is the source of this 1274-nucleotide messenger RNA. RefSeq lists its product as uncharacterized. The transcript is spliced from 4 exons. Gene Ontology annotation, biological process: regulation of transcription by RNA polymerase II. Gene Ontology annotation, cellular component: transcription regulator complex; nucleus. The record is from RefSeq and is a predicted model, not a curated record. Bases 218 to 892 code for a protein of 224 amino acids. NCBI's taxonomy places the organism in Eukaryota, Metazoa, Arthropoda, Insecta, Diptera, Tephritidae.